CUGGAGGGCCGGGUGCGCCAGGCCGUGGGGAGGGAUCGAGGGAGGGAGGAGCGGUCCCCGAGUGCUCGUAACUGCGCCCCUGUCGGGCGCGUUGUGACCCCGGCUAGAGCCCACUCUGUUGCUUCCCGGCGCGCGCUUGUGAAGUAAGGGCGCGACCAGCGCCUCUGCCCUGCCUGCGCUCCUGCCAGGACUCCGCGUGAAUCUCCCGCGUCUUGUCCCGGCCCGGCCAGCCUCGGGACGCCUUGUGGACCCGGGGGCUGCGGGGGCCGUCCGCGCUUGAGCCCGGCCGCUACUGCAGGCUCCAAACGCAGACCCAGAGCUUGAGGACGCAGGUGUCCAGUUUUCUUUGACCUUGAAGACCCGGGAAGGUUAUACGCGCCAUGGCUAUGACGGGUGUCAGAUUCCCUGCCAGCGUUCUCAGAAAGCCAGACGCCUGGAUUGGACUUUGGGGCGCGCUGCAAGGGACACCUUCAUCGAAACUCUGUGCUUCCUGGAAUCGAUACUUCUAUUUUUCUAGUACCCAGUUAAACACAUCAAAUUGUAAAACGUUCCUCCGUAACAUUUUCUCGCUGAGACUCCCAGGCCUUGUAGUAUCUCCAGAAUAUAUUUUCCCCCUUUCCAUAAGACUUAAGAGUAAUGUAAGCUCUAAGAAGUCCACCAAGAAGACUCUGCAGAAAGCCGAGGAUGACGAGGACUCUGAGGAAGAGAGUGACCAUGAGAUGAGUGAGCAAGAAGAGGGGCUCGAGGAAGACCCCAGUGUGGUCAAAGACUACAAAGACCUGGAGAAAGUGGUGCAGUCUUUUCGGUACGAUGUCAUCCUCAAGACAGGCCUAGAUGUCGGGAGAAACAAAGUGGAAGAUGCAUUCUACAAAGGUGAGCUCAGGCUGAAUGGGGAGAAAUUGUGGAAGAAAAGCAGAACGGUGAAAGUGGGAGAUACAUUGGAUCUUCUGAUUGGAGAGGAUAAAGAAGCAGAAACAGAGACAGUAAUGAGGGUUCUCCUGAAAAAAGUGUUGGAGGAGAAAACAGAAAGUGAAAAGUACAGAGUGGUGUUACGCCGGUGGAAAAAGUUAAAGUUGCCUAAAAAGAGUAUGUCUAAAUAAAUGGAUUGCUUUAUAUUAAUAAAACUUCUUUCUAGUGAUGGAGGGAAGGGCCAGCUUCAAAAGAGGACAUUUUUAUUCAAAUAAAGUCACCUCACCUUUA
Messenger RNA from Mustela lutreola (European mink), 1200 nucleotides. It is a transcript of the gene MTRES1, whose product is annotated as mitochondrial transcription rescue factor 1. NCBI's taxonomy places the organism in Eukaryota, Metazoa, Chordata, Mammalia, Carnivora, Mustelidae. The record is from RefSeq and is a predicted model, not a curated record. Bases 381 to 1100 code for a protein of 239 amino acids. The transcript has 4 exons.